Messenger RNA from Lepus europaeus (European hare), 672 nucleotides. It is a transcript of the gene EMC6, whose product is annotated as ER membrane protein complex subunit 6. The coding region runs from base 184 to 516 and encodes 110 amino acids. The record is from RefSeq and is a predicted model, not a curated record. Lineage: Eukaryota; Metazoa; Chordata; Mammalia; Lagomorpha; Leporidae. Gene Ontology annotation, cellular component: EMC complex; endoplasmic reticulum; membrane. Gene Ontology annotation, biological process: autophagosome assembly; protein folding in endoplasmic reticulum. The transcript has 2 exons.
GAGAGACGUAGUUGAGCCAGCGCGCAUGCGCAGCUUGGGCCCUCCCAGCAUCCUCCAGCACAAGAUGGCGCCCCGGAGGUCUGUCCUGCUUCCUGUGUGAGGGAACGCCGGGACUACCCGCCCGCCGUGUUCCAGCCGCGCCUCGUUCCGCGAGAGAGCCCAGGCCGAGCCCCGGCGGGUGCGAUGGCCGCGGUGGUGGGCAAGAGGGAAGGGCCGCCGUUCAUCAGCGAGGCAGCCGUGCGGGGCAACGCGGCCGUGCUGGACUACUGCCGGACCUCGGUGUCGGCGCUGUCGGGGGCCACGGCCGGCAUCCUCGGCCUCACCGGCCUCUACGGCUUCAUCUUCUACCUGCUCGCCUCCGUCCUGCUCUCCCUGCUCCUGAUCCUCAAGGCGGGCCGGCGGUGGAACAAGUACUUCAAGUCGCGGCGGCCGCUCUUCACGGGCGGACUCAUCGGAGGCCUCUUCACCUAUGUCCUCUUCUGGACCUUCCUCUACGGCAUGGUGCACGUCUACUGAGCGAGGGCGGGACCCCGGUCGGCGGCGCUCCGUGUAGACUCGCCGAAGUUUUCAAAAGUGUUGAGUUCGCUGCUUGUUCUGUAACGUUAUACAUAACUUAUCUCUGAGGACGACGAGCCCGUAAUGUUUUCAGAUUAAAUGAAGUGUGAGACGCUU